Molecule: messenger RNA, 8303 nt
Organism: Cinara cedri
Lineage: Eukaryota; Metazoa; Arthropoda; Insecta; Hemiptera; Aphididae
Source: the annotation of a GenBank genome assembly
AUGUGGGUAAAAAUGCUCAAACGUGUUGUAGCCGUAACCGAAUGCUUUUCAUUUGAAACGACUAAACGGGAAUCAGGUGUAUCAAAAAUUCUGACAGAAACUCUUUACCCAAACAACAUAAAACAUAUGCUUACCUUUAUAAUUAAAACCAAUAUAAUCAAUCGUUUAUAAUUUGUAAAUUUUAUAUGUACAUAAUGCAAUUAAAAAAAAAAAAAAAAAAUGUGAACCUUUAAAACACUUUGUAUGCCAAUGACCAUAGAUGUCGAGGCUUAUUUAUCAAUAAAAAAAAUAUAAAACUGCUUUUAAAGAACAUAAUCACCUAAAAAUAUUUUAUUCAAGUCUUUCUGAAAUAAAUUUUAAACGUAUGAAAAGUUUUGCUAAAAAAUUUAUUAUUGCUUUCGGUAGUACUUAUAUUUUUGAGUAGACAUUUUCAAUAUUUAAAUUUCGAAAAAAUAAGCAUUGUUCAUGAUUAAGCGAUGAGCACGUGAAUGCAGUUCUAAAAAUAUUAACAUCCAAUAUGAAAGCGGAUAUAAACGAAUUAGCGGAAAAAUGUCAACCUCAAAAAUCACAUUAGAAAUUAAAUAUUUAUAUCCUUUUGCACUUAAGAAUUAAUUAAUAAUAGUUUUUAAAUUGUCUCUGCUAAUGAAUUUAAUUCAAAAUUAUUUAAUAAGGACAACCUCGUAAUGUGUUACUCAUAAUAUAAUUGUUGCUAUUCAUAAAUAUAUUAGUAUUAUACGUUAAAAUUUUAUUUUUAUUAACGUUUAUUUUAAUGUUGUAUACCCUAAAUGAAAAGAUGAUAAAAAAUAUGGCUCGCGUGAGUAAAAAGGUUGCCUACAUGAAUAAUUUUGGGUUAUUACAAAUAACCAACUGGAUUUUUCCUUCGGUGUUGUCCCUUUGUCCAAUACAAACCUGUUAUGCAAUAAACAUAUGGUCAUCUACGCAUUACGUUUCUUAUAUCACGUACUUUGUUUCCCACCGAAAUGAAUGUCCGUGAUAAGGCAAGGGAUUUAUUUCUCAGGAUAUAAGUAUCAUUCUACUUGUUGUAUACACUUUUAUUUUGCAUAUUACGUUAUAUCUCUUAUAGUUGUGCAUGCGAAAUUCCAAUUUUUACAAACAAUUUUUCAAACGGUCAAAAACUGAUUAGUACAAGCUCAUUAUUAUUUUACAUCACUAACUACAUACGUAGGUACCCUAAUUAUUGUAAUUACUGUAGGUGAGUUAUUUAUUAAUAAACAAAUAAAUAUAAAAAAAUAUAUUGAUAUAGGUACCUCCAGAUACCUACAUAGGUAUCAAAUUAAAAAAUAUGAAGACAAAUUUUGCCUCCCAAAGGUUGGGAAUAUUUAAAAAAAUAUUAGAUUUAAAAAAAAUCAUCAUCAGAUACCUUGGCCAAUAUAACUGGAAUAUAUUAAUUUUUUUAAUUGAUGCUGGCCUUAAAUACAAAUAACAUAUUAUUAUAUACCCUUUGAACUACAUUUUUCUUCAUAUUUUUAAAAUUGUACAUUCAUUUGAUUGUUAUAUUUUUGAGCAACCAAUUUAAUUAACCUCCAAAAGAAUAAAAUUUUUUUUUUUUAAAUUUAGUAAGAUUACUGAUAACCUACUAUUUUUUCAAUUUGAAUUCUUAACUUACUUGUUUUAUAAACUAUAUGAAACAUAACAUUUAUAGGUUUAUGUUUCAUAUAGUUUAUAUUGUUUUAGUAAGGUAAUCAUUUUAGUUUUACAAACAAAUUCUAUAAAAUAUACUUAUAUACCUGUAUUUAUUAACUAUGUAUUAUUAAACAUUAAUAUGAUUAAAAUUACCUAUAUAAUUAAUUAUUUUGUAAUUUAUUGCAGCUAAAAUGAGUUCAUUCAAAUCUAUGAAAAAUGAAAAUAAAAAAAUAUUUGUCUCCAAUGUACCGUAUGAAUUUAAAUUGGAGGAGUUGGAAGAGCUAUUUAAAAAAGAAGGUAUAAACAUUAUUUAAUAUAAUAUUUAUUUAUUAUAACAAUAAUUUUUGUUGUUAUAAUGUAUGUAGUACCUUUCUAUUUUGAUACAUGCAAUAAAUAGUGGUUUAAUUUGAAUAUAUAAUUUUUAAAUAUUAUUUGUGUGUUUGACAAUAUUUGUUGUAUUUUGUUUUAGUUGGUGAUGUAUUAUCUGUAGUUUAUUACAAAGAUCCUAAAGAUAUAUUUCUAGGUUGUAUCACAGUUGAAUUUAUCAGAGUAGAGUCUGCUCAAAUGGCAAUUGACAAGAUGAAUGAUUUUGAAAUAAAUGGAAACAAAUUAAUAGUUAAGGAGGUUAAUAUCCAAAGAGACUAGAUUAAUUAAUUUAAUCUCUCUACUAAUUUCCAUAUUAGAUUCAUUUUUAUUUUAUUUUAUUUUCUAAGUAAUAUAUGUAAUGCAUUAUACGUUUUGAAUUUUCCUAUUCUGUUGUAGGACAAUAUUGAAAGAGAUAAGUCUGGAUAUCCAUUGUUAAAGACAUUCCACACUAUUAUUGGUGAUGCAUAUGAAUUUACUGUGCCUAAAAUAUCUAUACUGGAUGAAAUGAAUCAGGGAGGUAAUAAAUACAGAAAGUAUUAAAAAGUCUAUACCUAUACCUAGUAAACCAUGUGAAUGGACUCAAUACUAUAAGUAUACUCAUUAUUUUGUUAAGAAUUAAUUUUUUUCAAAUUUUUUUCAACAAUUCAAGAAACAAGCAGCUCUGUUUAGAUAGGGGGAAGUAGUAGAGCAUGUUUGGUAAUGAUGUUCAAUUACUCUCCCCUACCAAACUUAAAAGUGGAAUAUCAUGUCAACAGGUUGAACAAAAAUAAAAUAUUUUAACACUCAAAUUUAUUUAAACUAAUAUUCCAUUUAUUUAUAACAUUUUUAAUAUAGGUUUUCAUUAGAAAAUCUAAAGUAGGUUAUCGUUCACAACUAUAAAUAAGGGUUGAUAGUAUUAAGAAAUGAUUAUUUGGAAAACCUCAUGGAACACAAAGACAAUAUGUAAAUAAACAUUUAAUACCUAUCUGUCUAUAUAUAUUUAUAUAUUUGAUAAAAUAUAAUAGAUUAUUAUAGUACAAAUUCAAUUGUAUCUGUUCUAUUCAAUUUACACAUCAUAUUAAUAAAUCAGUCUCCAUUUUCAUUGUUUUUGCACUAUAGUCUUUAAAACAGAAUACAGUAAUAGUGUCCUACUGUGUUGUCUAAAUGCUAAUAAAGCUGUCAAUAUUCAUUUCUUAUUUUAUUAGGUUUUGUGUCAGAGGGACACAAAUGUAGAGAAAAAUUCAAUUUUUAUUUUCAUCCCUAAAUCACUAUUUUAUCAAAUAUGUAAAACUAUACAUAUACACAUUGUUUUUGUGUUCGAUGAUGUUUUCCAAAUAACAAUUCCUUAAAAGUUAAUGAGAUUUGGUAGCAUACAAAUUUUAUGUUUCUCUAUAUUUGCGCCCUUAAUACAAAAUGUACAAAAAAAAAACUAACAUUGGGAGAGUUAUGAGCAUUUUAAUAUUGUAGAAUACCCUGUAUUUUGAAUUUCAAAACAAAAUUCAAAAUUAUUUAUUAUACAAAUUGUAUUUACAAGUGCUCUUUUAAGAACUCUCCAAUUAAGUCUAGGAACCCAAGGCAUUGCCACUCCAUAAUAUUCCACUGUUAAAUUAGUUAAUGUUUAUUAAAUAAACCAUAACUAGUAGCUAUAGAAAAUAAUAUUAUCGAUGAUAUUGAAAUACCUUACAAGUCCUAAAUUAAUUUUUUUCAGGAAACAUGAAUAUGUUUAUAAAAUCAAUCUUUUUCUGAUUUUACUACAAAUAUAUCAAAAUAAUCUGGAUGAUAUAAAUUAUAGUUUAUUUUACUUAUGACUUAGGAGGUAUUGUUUUGUAGUUUCAUAAAUAUAGAUGAUAUAAGAAGUAUUAGGUAGUGUAUAUUUUAUUUUGACAAAGGAUGCAUGCCAAUCUUUUGGCAAUACUGCCUUAAGUUACUGUAGAUCUUGUUAGUUUAAUUUGGGAACUUUUAUCGAAGACUCAUAGAAUUGUUUAAGAAUAAUAGAUAACAAUGGCCAGAUCAUCAUCAAAGUUUUCAAUCGUGCUAUUAUAACAGAGAACUUUAGUUAAAGUAACUGUUGAUUCACUAGUAGUUUUUUUCUGGUCCCAUAUUAUCAUAUCUGUUAAUAUUUUUCUGAUAAUUUAAAAGAAAGGAAAUAUAACAAUCUUUUAUUUUACAUGGAAAUGGUGUAGGCCUUACAGAGUUGGUUAUUUUUUUGUAGUUAGAUAGUAGAUGAAUAUUUGUAUUUCACUCUAUUUGUGUGCGGCCUUUGGUUAGAUAUUUAUGUUCAAUGAUUAUUUUAUGUGUAACUCCAGCACCCAUCACUCUAUAAUAUUAUAUUCUCAUUUGGAUUAUUGUUAUAACAUAAAGUUAAUUGGUCAAUAAUACAACUUUUAAGGACAGAAGCAGUUAAGGUACACUGAGUUUUAUUCCAUCAAUAACAUACACUCAUGUGUUCCAAGAUUGUACAUUGUAAAAUUGUGUACACAUAGUAUGGAUUUUUAGUUGUUUAGUAACUAAUGUAACCUAUUUUAUGACUACAGCAUUGAUCAUAUUGAUCUUUUUUGGAUGAAAACAAGGAAAGAUUAUUUUCCUCAAAAGUAUCAUUGAUAUAUUUUCUUGACACAGGUAUUUUUUCAUUUAUUUUACCUUCAUCAAUAUACAUUGUAUACAGCUGUGACUUGGGUGGUACUUGUGGUUCUAAAUAGUCUUGAAGUAAACUUUCUGCAGUAAUGAAAUUUUAAUUUUAGUAGUUUAUUUAGAAAAACUUUAAAUUCUUUUUGACCAGAAUUGUUUUUAAGAGACCUUGUUUUUGUAUCUUGAGGUCUUUUGGUAGAUUUGUAAUACACUAAUGGUAGAUACACUAAUUGUGCACUUGAUUUUCCUCCUAACUAAGAGUAUUUAAAAAUAUUUUUUAUAGACAUUUAAUGGGGACACUAAUGAGUUAAAAAAAUUGAAAAGUGUAUAAGUGCUUUAAAAAUUGAUGCUUCAGUUUUUAUUUGUUUUACAGGGACUUUUUCCCCUAACAUAAUAUUAACUAACAUAUUUUCUUUUGAUUCCAACUUAAAGUAGACCAUUAAUAGUUAAAUAUAUAUUUUAAUCUGUCUUUAUAUUAGAAAAUCUAUGAUACAUUUUUUUAAAACAAUUUCUCAUAUGAGAUACAAGUAAGAUCCAUAUUUCUAGUUUUUUGUUUAUAUUAUGAAAAAUAUGUUUAUUUGUCUGUAACCCAAAUAAUCUUCACCUUUCCUACACAAUAAAUUAUUAUAGUAUCUUUUCCAAUUUUCAGAUAAAACUUCAUUUGUAGUAAAAAUAUCAUCAUUCAUGUUAAUACCAUUGAUAAUAAUAAUAUUGUCAUUCACAAUAACAUCAUCGUUCUGAACCUCUAGUAAUUGUAUGUACAUUUUCAAUUUUUUUGGAUUUAUGAGGUAUUACUGACAAUAUUAGAAAUUGUAUUAUUUAUUUAAGUAAACAAUAAUAAUAGUAAUUUGUAUUUUGCAAUUUAUUUUAAACCGUAAAUCAACAAUAAAUAUAUUUCAACAAUAAAAUACUUCUUACUGUAAAGUAAAAAUUAUAUUAGCUCAAGGACUAAUUAUUAAUAUUGUUAUUUGUAUUUUUUUUAUUACAGAAGAUCUUAAUUUAAUUAAUUCUGAUUCAGAAAUACAUUUGAAUGUCGCUAAUAUGCCUGAAAGCAUUUCAUUGGGUAAUUUAAAUUGUGAUCCAUCAUGUAGAUAUGUUAGAUCUAUAUCUUCUCAAGUGAUUUAGUCAAAAUUAAAGUACAUUAUUUUUUAUUUUGCAUACAUUUUAUCAAGCAGAGGCAUUUUAUGGAUUCGAAUUUGAAAAUUGGAGUGAUAAUAAUAGCAUCCCUGUUUUACAAAAUACUACUGAUUCUGAGGAAGAAGUUGAUUCAAAAAUAUACCAAAAAGUACCUAAUAUACCAAAUAAUACAUCCUUAAGUAAUCUAGACAAUUUCUUAGGUCUGUAAGUUGACUUGAAACUUUAUUUUCUUAGGUAUCUUAAUACAACAUUAAGUUUUUUUUUUUUAUGCUUAAAUUUAUAUCAAUCAGAGGCAAAUAAUAGCUUUAGCGAUUGGAGCGAUGACAAUAGCUAUUGUAUAAAUAUCAAACAAGAGGAUACUAGAUCAAACAAUUCUUCUUUGUAUUUAAGUAAGUAAUAUGAUUUAAAUAUUCUUGGAUACAGAAUUAUUUAACAUUGCUGGUCAACAAUACCAUUUAUGGGAAUUUUUUUAACAGUAAUUAGAUACAAUUAAUAUUAUUUAGAAAUAUAUAGGUAAUAUAAAAUAUAUUCACUAUUCAACACUUAGCAUUUAUGUCUUUAGAUGUCUUAAAUAAUUAACAUUUAUUUGAUAAAAUAUUAUUACUAAAAGAUAAUCUAUAAAAUAACUGUGUAGGUACCAACAUUUAGUUACCAAAUUAUUUAGUACCUUAAUUUAUACCUUAAUUUAGUUAACCAAUAUUAUUCAUGCAUUCGUACAUUUUCAGUUUUUUCUUCAUUUAUUUGAUAUAAAUUAUUCACAAUUAUUGGGAAAACUCCUGCUCAAAAAAUGAACUCCCGUACAUAGUAUAAAAAAGAAAUAUCUUUAUAAAACCUAUACAUUCUUCGCUACACUCAGAAUUUAUUAACUAAAUAAUUUAGUAUAUUUAUUUUAAAUGCCGAGCAAAGUGAGAGUUUUAUUGGUUUAACUAUACUGUGUGUAUUUUUUCUUCUGUCUGGAAACAACUUGUCAAAAACAAAUCUUGCUCCGCGAUGUAUAAAGUAUAUUACCUUUUCUAAAAGUAAAUUUUAUCAAGUCGGUGAAUUAAAGAGGUUUUUUCUAAACAGUUUCAUUUAUUUUAAAAAGCUUACUGAAUUAAUUGAUUAACAGUCCAGGUCUCGGAACCUUAUUGCAUUUAAAACCAUCAAAAAAUCUCUAAAAAAAACACUUGAAAAAUAUUUAAAAAAAGCAAAAACCAGGAGAAGGAUUUAAAUUUUCUACUCUAACAGCUUUAACAUAUCUAAUACAAUUGUCUAACACUAAAAAAUUAAAGGUGACCCAAAGUUAUUUUUUUUUAAAUACAUAUAAUUUUAUUUAAACAAAAAAAUGUUUUGUUAAUAAUUUUUGUCGUGUUAGAAAAUUAAUGUUAAUGAUUUAGAGUCGAUAGAUAGGGAUAAUUUAAACCCUUCUACUAUUUGGUCCAAUAAUAUUUGUACAAAGUCCUUUUUUUCAAGGCCUUUUUUAAUAUUUUUAAGCGCUUUUUUGUGCAAUAAGUUCUGAGCCCUAAUUAUUACGUUAUAAAAUAAAAAUAUAUCCAUACAAAUUUUUGCAUAAUGUUAUCUAGAACCACUAAAGUGGCUACUACCACUACCACCACUACCACCUCAAAAAUUUGGCAUAAACCCCGUAUUUGGCACUACUGAAUAGACUCCCUUAUGUAUAAUGUUGUCAGCCUAUACCCAAAUGAUGAAAUUAAAAAAAAAAUAUAUAUUUUUUGUCCAAAGUGUAUAUUUAUUAAAUAUUUUAUCAAAAACGAAACUUACAAACUUACUAAGUUAAUAACUAUUCUAAAUCUUGUACAAUGGAAUUAAAAGUAGGGGAAAAGUUUUCUUGAUACUAUAUUAAAGUAGUUUGUAAUAUUAUUAAUAUUUCAUACAUUGAGGAACAGAACUUUAUUAACAGACUAGAUUGUGUUAAAUGAUAUAUUUCUUAGCACAUUUUCAUUUUUGAUACUUUUUUUUAUAGUUCAUUAUUUUAUAAUUUAAAUAUCAUUUAUAAAUGGCUAAUUAAAAUUCUUAGUCUUAGUAAUAUUAUUUUAAUUUUUCUAUAAAUUUCAAAACUGUAAUCCUUUUUGUAAUUAAAACUUGCUGUAGGUACUUAAUUUGUAAAUCUACAUUUAGACUUUACCUACAUUAAAUAUUUAAAUGUGAGAAAAUAAAAAACUUAAAAUUUUGAAUGUUUAACAUUUUUAUCUUAAUUAUUUGUAUGUUAUUUUGAAUUUUAAAUAUUUAUAUGUAUUGAAAACAAAUAUUUAAAAACUAGGUAUAUUGUUUUAUUUAGUUUAUCUUAUAUAAAUACCUAAAUAGGAUACAGUCAGGUAUCAACAAUUUGUCCUGUAUCCUAAUAUCUUUGUUAAUCAUCAUUCUGCUGUUUACAUCAAAAACAAUUAUACAUAUAUAUUAUUUAAUGUUAGUUUUAAUUAUUAUAAUGACAUUUUUGAAUUUUUUUAGGUUCUCUAAGUGGUGAAGAGGAUGAUUCUUUUUCAUCAGCAACACUGGAUAUGCCUAAAUCAUCAAAAUGGUGGAGGAAGCUUACUUGCUGCUUAAAUUAG